Bufo gargarizans (Asiatic toad) is the source of this 439-nucleotide messenger RNA. Its product is annotated as gamma-aminobutyric acid receptor-associated protein. The record is from RefSeq and is a predicted model, not a curated record. Gene Ontology annotation, biological process: autophagosome assembly; autophagy of mitochondrion; cellular response to nitrogen starvation. Gene Ontology annotation, cellular component: cytosol; autophagosome; autophagosome membrane. NCBI's taxonomy places the organism in Eukaryota, Metazoa, Chordata, Amphibia, Anura, Bufonidae. Bases 92 to 424 code for a protein of 110 amino acids. The transcript has 3 exons. Gene Ontology annotation, molecular function: ubiquitin protein ligase binding; GABA receptor binding.
AAGGUGACGUGUGGGCGGGGCCAUAGUGCGGAAGCGGAGGUGCGCCUGUGUUUAUUUUCCUCCGUCAGUCGCAGAUCUCGGGGCCGCAGACAUGAAGUUCGUCUACAAGGAGGAGCACCCGUUCGAGAAGCGGCGCUCAGAGGGCGAGAAGAUCCGCAAGAAGUACCCGGACCGAGUGCCGGUGAUUGUAGAGAAGGCUCCUAAGGCGAGGAUCGGAGACCUGGACAAGAAGAAAUACCUGGUGCCCUCAGACCUGACAGUCGGCCAGUUCUACUUUCUCAUCAGGAAAAGGAUCCACCUGCGUGCGGAGGACGCCCUCUUCUUCUUCGUCAACAACGUCAUCCCCCCAACCAGCGCCACCAUGGGACAGCUCUACCAGGUGAGGACCGGCAUAGCAGGGCCGACCGGGCGAGGUGUGCGCUGAGUGCUGGGGCGGCGG